AUGAACUACGAAAUGCUCAAAGUCGCGAUUUUUCUCCUCUCGAUCUCGCUCCUUUUCGAACGCUCAUUUGGAGCUCCACAAUCAGGGACUUGCACUAAAGACGACGAAUGUCCAUACGGAUCCGACUGUGUCAUCGAUUCGGAGAAAUGUCCGAAUGUGGGUGAAGGCUGCCGCGGCAUUUGUCGAUCCAAGAACUGCGUCUCGGCAGACGAUUGCCCAUCAGGCGAGAGGUGUGUCAUCGAAAAGUGCGGAUGGAGCGGCUUCUGCGCCUACCAUUGCGAGCCUUUUCAGUUGAAAAAGACUCAA
Mesorhabditis belari is the source of this 306-nucleotide messenger RNA. Lineage: Eukaryota; Metazoa; Nematoda; Chromadorea; Rhabditida; Rhabditidae. The record is from the annotation of a GenBank genome assembly.